Messenger RNA from Achroia grisella, 1621 nucleotides. RefSeq names its product COP9 signalosome complex subunit 2 (gene alien). Gene Ontology annotation, cellular component: COP9 signalosome. Lineage: Eukaryota; Metazoa; Arthropoda; Insecta; Lepidoptera; Pyralidae. The record is from RefSeq and is a predicted model, not a curated record. Gene Ontology annotation, molecular function: protein binding. The coding region runs from base 86 to 1420 and encodes 444 amino acids. The transcript has 8 exons. Gene Ontology annotation, biological process: protein deneddylation.
UGUUACUUCAUAGAUGUAACUUUAAUCUUGUUGUUAAAUUGUGGAAACUAAGUAAAAUUUUAUUAGUUUUUAAUAUCUGACAAAAAUGUCUGAUAAUGACGAUGAUUAUAUGUGUGAGGAGGAGGAGGACUAUGGUUUGGAAUAUUCUGAAGACAGUAAUUCAGAGCCAGAUGUGGAUUUAGAGAACCAGUACUAUAACAGCAAAGCAUUAAAAGAAGAUGAGCCCCAGGCAGCGCUGCUCAGUUUCCAGAAGGUUCUGGAGUUGGAAGGUGGAGACAAGGGUGAAUGGGGUUUUAAAGCACUCAAACAGAUGAUUAAGAUUAAUUUCAAAUUGGGCAAUUUCACAGAGAUGAUGACUAGAUACAAGCAACUGCUGACUUACAUAAAGAGUGCUGUCACUAGGAAUCAUUCAGAGAAAUCCAUUAAUUCUAUUUUAGACUAUAUAUCAACAUCUAGAAAUAUGGAAUUGUUACAAGACUUCUAUGAAACAACAUUGGAAGCGCUGAAGGAUGCAAAGAAUGAUAGGCUAUGGUUUAAAACAAACACAAAAUUAGGCAAACUGUAUUAUGACAGGGGUGAUUUUAAUAAAUUGGCAAAAAUAUUGAAACAAUUACAUCAGAGCUGCCAGACUGAUGAUGGAGAAGAUGAUCUAAAGAAAGGCACACAGUUACUGGAGAUAUAUGCACUUGAAAUCCAGAUGUAUACUGCACAAAAGAACAACAAAAAAUUGAAAGCAUUGUAUGAACAAUCUUUGCAUAUCAAAUCAGCUAUACCCCAUCCUUUAAUCAUGGGAGUCAUUAGAGAAUGCGGAGGGAAAAUGCAUUUGAGAGAAGGAGAGUUUGAGAAGGCUCACACUGAUUUCUUUGAAGCGUUCAAAAAUUAUGAUGAGUCUGGGAGUCCUAGAAGAACUACUUGUUUGAAAUAUCUGGUGCUAGCUAAUAUGCUUAUGAAAUCCGGCAUAAAUCCAUUUGACUCCCAAGAAGCUAAACCCUACAAAAACGAUCCUGAAAUACUUGCAAUGACAAAUCUAGUAAUGGCCUAUCAAAAUAAUGACAUCAAUGAAUUUGAAUCUAUAUUGAAACAUAAUAGAAAUAAUAUAAUGGAUGAUCCAUUCAUUAGAGAACAUAUUGAAGACUUAUUAAGGAAUAUUAGAACACAAGUGUUGAUAAAACUGAUAGGUCCAUACACUAGAAUCCAUAUACCUUUUAUAUCAAAGGAGCUGAAUAUAGAUGAGAAAGAAGUGGAGAAUUUACUUGUCACAUGUAUUUUGGAUAACACGAUAAGCGGCCGCAUCGACCAGGUGAACUCAGUGCUGGAGCUGGCCAGCAGCGCGCGCGGCGCGGCGCGGUACUCCGCGCUCGACAAGUGGACCGCGCAGCUCUCCUGCCUGCACCUCGCGCUCGCCAACAAGAUGGCCUAGCCGCCGCCGCACCCCGCACACCUCCCGCACGCCCGCCGCGCCGCCGGAGCACCGUCGCUGUAGUGCCGCGCCCUACACACUGUAACAAGGCUAACCCUCCCCCCCUCGAACCCAGCGCACACCGCCACCCACACGUGCGUCGCGCUGCUAUAGUGCCGUCCCUGCAAAGCGAUGCAACACCGCCAAUAACAUGAUGACCUA